Molecule: messenger RNA, 2084 nt
Organism: Pogona vitticeps (central bearded dragon)
Lineage: Eukaryota; Metazoa; Chordata; Lepidosauria; Squamata; Agamidae
Gene: CANT1
Product: calcium activated nucleotidase 1
Biological process (GO): proteoglycan biosynthetic process
Molecular function (GO): UDP phosphatase activity; calcium ion binding; GDP phosphatase activity
Source: RefSeq, a predicted model, not a curated record
UCCUCGCAGGCCCAGAGGCGAUGCUGCGCAGGGAAGAUGGCACCCCAAGGCAGCGCACCGCUCCCCUCCCCUCCCCAAUGGCUGUUGGCUGUGCUGGCUGAGCAGGAUGACUGCAGCGGCGAGCUGGGGAUGCUGAACUGUUUUAAGCCCCAAGGGGUCACGAUCCACGGAUGGUGGAGGAUGCACCCACCACAGACAACUCGGUGCAAUGGGGGCAAGGAAGUUUAAGCUUGAGAUCUAGUGAUCCUGGCAAAAUCCCUUCCUGUCUCCCACUAAGUGCCCCUGAGAUUGCUGCAUGGUCACUCCUUCCAGCAGCAAUAAAACCUGAGUCUCAGAAAGAGGACAAUAAUGGUUGCCUAUCUCGUUCCUAGUGAUCUUUGCUAAAAAGCCAGGGGAGAGAGCUUUUUUUCCUUUGCAGCCAAGUAAGUGAUCAGCUGAACUGCAUCAGGAGGUGGGUGGGACCUUGCUGGCUUCAGGGGCCAUCCAGGGGCCAUCCAAGGGCUGCUGGUUGUGCGCUCUUGCUGGAGUCCAGCACAUCCAAAAGGACCAGGUUGAGGAAGCCUUGACAGAGGUUAAGUGUUUCUCCGUGUUGAUGCCUAACACCCACAUCAGCAGCUUAUACUUACCUGCAUGUCCUUCUCUACCGACGACCAUGUGGCAAGAGGGCUUUCUGGAUGUUUGCAGCCAUCCAACACUUGCAGUUCCCAGGAACCUCAGGCUCAUGCCCGUCCCAGUGCGCCCACGCCUGCAAUGGGAUGAUUCUCUAAAUCCCUUGCGGAUUAGCGUGGGCAGCCUCCCAGUGCUGGCGUCCAUGACCAAAGCAGCUGAUCCCCGUUUCCGCUUGCGUUGGAAGGCCAUUGUGGCAACCUCCCUGGCCCUGGUCCUUGUGCUGCUCCUACUCUGCUUCCAGCGUUCGCCCUCAGCAAGCAGGCCUGUUCUUCCCAAUGCUCAUAAUUGGCAGCUCAGUUCACUGGCUCAUGAGCGGUACAAUGACACCUACCCACUUUCGCCACCUCAGCGGAUCCCAGAAGGUGUACGCUACCGCAUCGGACUCAUUGCUGACCUUGACACGAACUCCAAGGGUUCUGGUGAGCAUACCUGGUUCAGCUACCUGAAGAAAGGUUACCUGACAUUGUCAUCUAGUGGUGACCAUGUGUCUGUUGAAUGGGAUACCAAGGAUGAAAUGUUGGAAUCUCACCUGGCUGAGAAAGGACGUGGCAUGGAGCUCUCUGAACUCAUAGUCUUUAAUGGAAAGCUCUAUGCUGUGGAUGAUCGCACUGGUGUGGUCUACCAGAUUGAUGGCACCAAGGCAGUACCUUGGGUGAUCUUAUCUGAUGGAGAUGGCACUGUUGACAAAGGGUUUAAGGCAGAGUGGUUGGCAGUGAAGGAUGAGCAUUUGUACGUGGGAGGCUUGGGCAAGGAAUGGACAACGACCACAGGGGAGGUACUGAAUGAGAACCCCGAAUGGGUGAAAGUUGUUGGCUACAAAGGUGAUGUAGCUCAUGAGAACUGGGUGGCCAAUUACAAUGCCCUCAGGACUGCUGCUGGAAUCAAACCCCCAGGUUACCUGAUCCAUGAGUCUGCCUCCUGGAGUGAGAGACUCCAGCACUGGUUCUUUCUGCCCCGCCGUGCUAGUCAUGGACGCUACAAUGAGCAGGAGGAUGAGCGCCGUGGCACCAAUUUACUGCUCAGUUCCACACCUGACUUUGCCGAUAUCACUGUGAACCACGUUGGUGAUAUCAUCCCCACUCAUGGCUUCUCCUCUUUUAAGUUUGUCCCUGACACCGAUGACCAGAUAAUAGUGGCACUAAAAUCUGAAGAGGAUGCUGGACAUGUGGCCACCUACAUCACUGCUUUCAUGCUGGACGGCCGUUGCCUCCUGCCUGAAACUCGCAUUGGUUCUGUCAAAUAUGAGGGCAUUGAGUUCAUCUGAUGGACAGAAAUGGAUUCUUUGAGACAGGCUGAUGGACUGGAGGAGGGUGGCUACACUUCUGCCCAGGGCUUUUGUCUCUAACUCUGCCUCAGCUGCAGAAUGUUGUCAUGGCACCGUUUUUACCUUUAUAAAAGGAAAUUUUGCUACUGUC